Mugil cephalus (flathead mullet) is the source of this 910-nucleotide messenger RNA. It is a transcript of the gene tspan3b, whose product is annotated as tetraspanin 3b. Bases 120 to 881 code for a protein of 253 amino acids. Lineage: Eukaryota; Metazoa; Chordata; Actinopteri; Mugiliformes; Mugilidae. The transcript is spliced from 7 exons. The record is from RefSeq and is a predicted model, not a curated record. Gene Ontology annotation, cellular component: membrane. Gene Ontology annotation, biological process: protein localization to plasma membrane; protein maturation; regulation of vascular endothelial growth factor signaling pathway.
UGCGCAGAGUGGGUCAGACCGAAGCCAUUUUAUUAUUUUAACAGCAAAUGUGCAGGUGCAUCAGUAUAUAUCUAUAUUUUUAAAUACACAUAGCGACGGGUUUAAUUGUCCUCGACACCAUGGGCCAGUGCGGGAUUACGUCGUCCAAAACCGUCUUGGUGUUCCUCAACCUCAUAUUUUGGGCUGCAGCCGGGAUUUUAUGCUACAUUGGAGCCUACGUGUUCAUCACAUAUGAUGACUACGACCACUUCUUCCAAGACGUGUACACUCUGAUUCCUGCUGUCAUAAUAAUAGGUGUCGGGACUCUGCUUUUCAUCAUCGGCUUGAUCGGCUGCUGCGCCACAAUACGGGAAAGCUCCUGUGGCUUGGCAACUUUUGCUGCCAUUCUCCUGUUGGUAUUCGUAACAGAGUGUGUGGUGGUGGUGCUCGGCUACAUAUACAGGGCAAAGGUAGAAAAUGAGGUGAAUCAUUCCAUCCAGAAGGUCUACAACAAGUACAACGGCACCAACUCUGAUGCUCCAAGCCGCGCCAUUGACUAUGUGCAGAGGCAGCUGCACUGCUGUGGGAUCCACAACUAUUCGGACUGGAGGAACACACGCUGGUUUAAAGAAUCCAAGAACAACAGCGUCCCAGUCAGCUGCUGUCAACCCAGCAUCAGCAACUGUACAGGCACGCUCACUCGACCAGCAGAUCUCUACCAAGAGGGUUGUGAAGCUCUGGUCGUGAAGAAAUUAAAGGAGAUCAUGAUGUAUGUCAUAUGGGCUGCUUUAACCUUUGCAACCAUACAGAUGCUGGGCAUGCUCUGUGCCUGCGUGGUGCUCUGCAGGAGGAGUCAUGACCCGGCGUACGAGCUGCUGGUCACGACCAACAGCUACGCAUGAAGGACGCAGCCAGCCAACAGAGCACUCAA